Symbiodinium pilosum is the source of this 945-nucleotide messenger RNA. The record is from the annotation of a GenBank genome assembly. Lineage: Eukaryota; Dinophyceae; Suessiales; Symbiodiniaceae.
GGUUGGACUGCCCAUCGCUUUGUUUUCCUUGUCGCAGCUUCCAUUGUCCUUGCAAUGAUCUGCGAGGCCGCCUCUGCAUUUGGCACCAACCUGUUUGGUAUGUGGGUCAUCCUCACCGUGCUUGGUCUCACGUCAUGCCUGUCCAUGUCCGCACUGGCCUUUGCCAAGCUGUACUGGAAUCCUAGCUACGACAUUUGGAAGUACAAGUGCAACCCGAAGUUCCCGAAGCCUGAGCACGUGCGAACGGAGAUUCUCUUGACCAUCAAGUGCAUCUCCCUCUCCACGAUGUUGCCGGCCUUGUCCUUGUACUUGGCUGCCGAGGGCAAGAGCCAGGCCUUUUGCGGAUGGGGCGGAAGGUCCAUUUGGUGGCACCUUGGAUGCGCAGCUUGCCUGCUGGUGGGCAUCGACUUCUUCGAGUGGUUAUACCACCUGCUCGGGCAUGAGGUUCCAUCCAUGUGGAAGCAGCACAAGAGCCACCACAGGUUCUUCAAUCCGACUCCGUUCUCGGUCAUUGCUGACGAAGCAGUGGACCAGCUGAUGCGAACAGCCCCCAUGCUGCUGUCGAUUUUCCUGCCGAUCAACAUGGACGUUCUCUUUGGUAUGUUUGCCGUCAUGUUCUACGCAUAUGGCGUCUACCUUCACUCCGGCUACGAGCUUGCUUGGCCAGAUGCGCAUCAUCCGAUCAUCAACACGUCUUUCCAGCACUACCUGCACCAUGCCGAGGGCGCUGUGGGCAAGCCAUACCACACCGGCUUCUUCGUGAAGAUCUGGGACCGAAUGUUUGGCCUGGACAGCACCGCCAUGCUUUACGCUGCCGGUAAGUGCACCUGCUCCAAAUGCAGUCGCAAUCGUGGAGAGCGCAGCCUGGAAGCUUUCAAGAAGGUCGAGAAGGUAGACUACUCCUGCUUGCUGACGCCGAAAUUCUGGUUGCAAGCCUUCGCAUAG